AUGGAUAUAGAUCUUAGAUUACCUUCCGGAGAACAUGAUAAGGAAGAUGAAGAACCAAAUGGAAUUGAUAAUUUGUUAGAUGCUGAGGACAAACUGCAUAAUGGAGAUGGAGAGAGAGGAAUUAUGGUGGAUGUUGGAGAUGAGGUACACACUGAAGAUGUAGGGGACAUGAAUUCACCUGCAGCAGAUAUGAUAGAGUUUAAAGAGGAUAUAAAUCUUGAGCCGCUUUCUGGUAUGGAAUUUGAAUCACAUGGGGAAGCAUAUUCUUUCUAUCAAGAAUAUGCUAGGUCUAUGGGAUUUAAUACUGCAAUACAGAACAGCCGUCGUUCAAAGACAUCAAGAGAAUUCAUCGAUGCAAAAUUUGCUUGUUCUAGAUAUGGCACUAAGCGUGAGUAUGAAAAGUCCUACAAUCGACCGCGUAGCAGACAAGGACACAAGUUAGAAGGGGAGAAUGCAACUGGUCGACGAUCAUGUGCAAAGACAGACUGCAAAGCAUGCAUGCAUGUGAAGAGAAGACCUGAUGGAAAAUGGAUUAUACAUAGAUUUGAGAAGGAGCAUAAUCAUGAACUUUUACCUGCUCAAGCUGUUAGUGAACAAACAAGAAAGAUGUACGCUGCAAUGGCAAGACAAUUUGCGGAGUACAAAAGUGUGGUUGGACUCAAGAAUGACUCCAAAAAUCCAUUUGAUAAAGGUCGGAAUUUGGGUCUCGAAGUGGGAGAGGCAAAGAUUUUACUUGAGUUUUUUAUGCAGAUGCAGAGUGUGAAUUCCAACUUUUUUUAUGCAAUUGAUUUAAGUGAAGAUCAACACCUGAAGAAUUUAUUCUGGGUCGAUGCCAAAAGCAGACAUGAUUACGUCAAUUUCAAUGAUGUUGUGUCUUUUGAUACUACUUAUGUUAGAAACAAGUAUAGAAUGCCUCUUGCUCUUUUUAUUGGGGUGAAUCAACAUUAUCAAUUCAUGCUGCUUGGAUGUGCUUUGGUGUCUGACGAAAGUACAGCUACAUUUUCUUGGGUAAUGCAGACAUGGCUUAAAGCAAUGGGUGGACAAGCUCCAAAAGUAAUAAUCACAGACCAAGACAAAGCGAUGAAAUCUGUUAUUUCAGAGGUCUUUCCAUCUUCUCAUCAUUUCUAUUUCUUGUGGCAUGUCCUUGGGAAGGCUUCUGAAAUUCUUAGUCCUGUAAUUAAACAACAUGAAAAUUUCAUGGCAAAACUAGAGAAAUGCAUUCACUGGUCGUGGACCGAUCAGGAGUUUGAGAAAAGGUGGCGAAAAUUGGUUGACAGGUUUGAACUUAAAGAGAAUGAAUGGAUUCAAUCAUUGUAUGAAGAUCGUAUACAAUGGGUACCAACCUACAUGAGGGAUGCUUUUUUAGCUGGAAUGUCUACAGUUCAGCGAUCUGAGAGUAUGAACUCUUUUUUUGACAAAUACGUGCAUAAGAAGACAACUGUGCAAGAGUUUGUAAAACAGUAUGAGGCAAUACUGCAGGACAGGUAUGAAGAGGAAGCCAAGGCAGAUUCUGAUACAUGGAACAGGCAUCCUGCCCUCAAGUCUCCAUCACCUUUUGAGAAACAUAUGUCAGGGAUGUACACACAUGCAGUAUUUAAGAAAUUCCAAGUUGAGGUUUUAGGUGCAGUUGCUUGUGUUCCUCGACGAGAGAGAGAAGAUGAGACAACCGUAACUUUUAGAGUUCAAGAAUUUGAAAAGAAACAAGAGUUCACUGUUACUUGGAAUGAAUUGAAGUCAGAAAUAUCUUGUAUAUGCCAUAUGUUUGAAUUCAAAGGUUUUAUCUGUAGACAUGCAAUGAUUGUUCUCCAAAUAUGUGGCCUUUCCACUAUCCCAUCUCAAUAUAUCUUGAAACGGUGGAUGAAAGAUGAUGCCAAGAGCAGACAUUUGAUGGGAGAAGGAUCUGAACAGGUAAAAUCUAGGUUGCAACGAUACAAUGAUUUAUGUCAACGAGCGAUGAAAUUGGGUGAAGAAGGGUCAUUAUCUCAAGAAAGUUACAAUUUUGCAUCCCAUGCACUAGAAGAUGCUUUUGGGAGUUGUGUUAGUAUUAAUAACAAUAGUAAGAAUCUUGUAGAAGCUGGCACAACAACUGCUCCUGGUCUUCUCUCCAUUGAGGAUGAUAACCAAAGUAGAGGAAUGAGCAAGACAAAUAAAAAGAAGAAUCCAACCAAGAAAAGAAAGGUAAACACGGAGCCGGAUGUUAUGACCAUGGGGACUCAAGAAAACUUGCAACAAAUGGAUAAAUUAAGUUCAAGGCCUGUCACCCUUGAUGGCUAUUUUGGCCCCCAACAGAGUGUGCAAGGAAUGGUACAAUUGAACUUAAUGGGACCUACACGUGAUAACUACUACGGAAAUCCACAGACCAUCCAGGGGCUGGGACAAUUAAACACUAUAGCACCAGGCCAUGAUGGCUAUUAUGGCGCUCAGCCAAGUAUGCAUGGACUGGGACAGAUGGACUUCUUCCGAACACCAGGCUUCCCGUACGGGAUUCGGGAAGAACCCAAUGUGAGAUCUGCGCAAUUGCAUGAUGAUGUGUCAAGACAUGCAUGAGGAGCACCUUUCUCUCUGCAAAGAUGAGGUUGGAAAAAAGGUGUUAAAAGGUGGACUCUCUGUAAAGAAUUAUAUGUAAUGUGCAUUGUGGAUGGAAGGAUUACCAGAGAGAAGGAUCUCUUUUGGUCCUUUGGUGUCUGUAAAAUAGAUGAUAGAUUAGGCAGUUUGAUAUCAAAACUGGUUUACACUUCGAAUUCUGCUUCUCUCUCUCUUGUUAAAGUUGUAAUAAUUGUUGUUGUGAUGUUUAUUAAGCCUAACUACGUCCUUUAAAUUUAUCACCUGCGGGUAAUUUAUCACUA
This is a messenger RNA of Cornus florida, 2846 nucleotides long. Its product is annotated as protein FAR-RED ELONGATED HYPOCOTYL 3. NCBI's taxonomy places the organism in Eukaryota, Viridiplantae, Streptophyta, Magnoliopsida, Cornales, Cornaceae. Gene Ontology annotation, biological process: regulation of DNA-templated transcription. Gene Ontology annotation, molecular function: zinc ion binding. The record is from RefSeq and is a predicted model, not a curated record. The coding region runs from base 1 to 2547 and encodes 848 amino acids. The transcript is spliced from 8 exons.